AUGUUACUUUACUUGUUUGUGGCUUGCAUGUGCAUGUUCAGUAUCGCUUACGAGUAUAUUGUCGAUUACGAAAAACUUGAAUUGGUUUAUUAUGACAAGGGUUUAGUAAGAGAUGGUUAUUUUUUGUUUAGAAAAUACAACAGGACGAAUCAUUAUCUGAAUAUAUCUUUUGUGUUAUUGAAGGACUUGGAUGGCAAUAAACUCGAAUUUACUACAAGCGCUUAUCAGUUUUUGAGUAACCAAUACAAGAAAACCGGAAUCGAAGUCACUUAUAAUGUUUGCGAAUAUUGGAGAAAAGAUAUUUUUGGGACUGCAAGUUUCAUCAAGAAAUUUGGAAAUCUGGAAGGGUGUGACAUUAAGAAAGGUUUUUAUUACUUAAAUAAUUUUAUGCCAGAUGAAAGUCAGUUUCCGAAAUUUGUCCCUCUUGGACGCUACAUGAUUCAGAUGAAUGUGGUCCGAAAAUCAAGAGCUCCGCUUUUAAAAUUUCAAUGGUUUGUGACAGCUCGAUUUAAACUGAAUAAUCGAGUUUAUGGCGUUUAA
Molecule: messenger RNA, 540 nt
Organism: Tribolium madens (black flour beetle)
Lineage: Eukaryota; Metazoa; Arthropoda; Insecta; Coleoptera; Tenebrionidae
Exons: 4
Coding region: 1-540 (179 amino acids)
Source: RefSeq, a predicted model, not a curated record